AUGCUGCGGAGGUCGAUUGCGCCCGUCACCGGUGCUGGCAUCCAGCCCGCCACUUCAUCCUCUUGCCUGGUGGCGCGAACGGCAUCGGCCUUCGUGUCCAGCGGAUCCAGCCAAGGUCAGCCCAUCCUUUUCAAGCGGAACAUUCAAAAGUACUGGAGCAAGGAGGCGCGGCAGUUCAAGGGCAAGCGACCAGUCAAGGUCAUGUCCAUCAAGCGCGCCGCUCGCCUGGCAGCCCGCCGUGCUGCCGAGGAGGCCGAGGCUGCCCAUCUCGACUCGAAGUACGGCACCCGCUGCACGUCCGCCUUCCUCGCCGAACGCGUCCGCUGGAACGAAGACUACGAGGUGGUUGAUGACGCUGCAGAGGGUCCUGUGAUCUCCACCCCGACCGAGGAGCCCAAGAAGACGAAGAGGGAAGUGCCCAUCGCCACCGGUGCCCAGGAGGAGAAGCCCUCCUUCUUUGCUCGCCUCUUCGGACGGUCCUAG
Messenger RNA from Acanthamoeba castellanii str. Neff, 483 nucleotides. RefSeq lists its product as uncharacterized. The transcript has 4 exons. The coding region runs from base 1 to 483 and encodes 160 amino acids. NCBI's taxonomy places the organism in Eukaryota, Discosea, Longamoebia, Acanthamoebidae. The record is from RefSeq and is a predicted model, not a curated record.